AGAGCGCGGGGGGCGGGGAGGGGCAGCGCCCGGGCGGCGCGCCGAGCGCGGCGAGGCGGCGGGUGUGAGCAAGAGCCGGCCGCCUCCGUCCCCCUCGCUUUGGUGCGGCUCUCCGCUACGCUGCUUCCGCCCUCGCCGCGCGCCCCCGCCAGCGGGACUCCAGGGAACCCCCGGCGCCCUCGACGGGGCCGAGGAGUCGGGACUCGGGGAGCCGGCGCUGAGGGAGGAGCCUGGUCGGAGCCGCGGAGCCGAAAGCUCCGGAUCGUGGAGGUGGGGGGCCGAGGCCCCUGAGGGGGCCCCGCCGCGAUGGGCAACCUGGAGAGCGCCGAGGGGGGCCCGGGAGAGCCCCCCUCUGUCCCGUUGUUGCUGCCGCCCGGCAAGAUGCCGAUGCCUGAGCCCUGUGAGCUGGAGGAAAGGUUCGCCCUGGUGCUGAGCUCCAUGAACCUGCCUCCAGACAAGGCCCGGCUCCUGCGGCAGUAUGACAAUGAGAAGAAAUGGGAUCUGAUCUGUGACCAGGAACGAUUCCAGGUGAAGAAUCCUCCCCACACUUACAUUCAGAAACUCCAGAGCUUCUUGGACCCCAGUGUAACUCGGAAGAAGUUCAGGAGGAGGGUGCAGGAGUCAACCAAAGUACUAAGGGAGCUGGAGAUCUCUCUUCGCACCAACCACAUUGGGUGGGUGCGGGAAUUUCUGAAUGAUGAGAACAAAGGCCUGGAUGUAUUGGUGGAUUACCUGUCCUUUGCCCAGUGUUCUGUCAUGUUUGACUUUGAGGGUCUGGAGAGUGGUGACGAUGGUGCAUUUGACAAACUCCGGUCCUGGAGCAGGUCAAUCGAGGACCUGCAGCCACCCAGCGCCCUGUCGGCCCCCUUCACCAACAGCCUCGCUCGCUCUGCGCGCCAGUCUGUGCUCCGGUAUAGCACUCUCCCUGGGCGCAGGGCCCUGAAGAACUCCCGCCUAGUGAGCCAGAAGGAUGACGUCCACGUCUGUAUCCUUUGUCUCAGAGCCAUCAUGAACUAUCAGUACGGAUUCAACCUGGUCAUGUCCCACCCCCAUGCUGUCAAUGAGAUUGCACUUAGCCUCAAUAACAAGAAUCCAAGGACCAAAGCCCUUGUCUUAGAGCUUCUGGCAGCUGUGUGUUUGGUGCGAGGAGGUCACGAAAUCAUCCUUGCUGCCUUUGACAAUUUCAAAGAGGUAUGCAAGGAGCUGCACCGCUUUGAGAAGCUGAUGGAGUAUUUCCGGAAUGAGGACAGCAAUAUUGACUUCAUGGUGGCCUGCAUGCAGUUCAUCAACAUCGUGGUGCACUCGGUGGAGGACAUGAACUUCCGGGUCCACCUGCAGUAUGAGUUUACCAAGCUGGGGCUAGAGGAGUUCCUGCAGAAGUCAAGGCACACAGAGAGCGAGAAGCUGCAGGUGCAGAUUCAGGCAUAUCUGGACAACGUGUUUGAUGUCGGGGGUUUGUUGGAGGAUGCUGAGACCAAGAAUGUAGCCCUGGAGAAGGUGGAGGAGUUGGAGGAGCAUGUGUCCCAUCUCACAGAGAAGCUUCUGGACCUAGAGAAUGAAAACAUGAUGCGGGUGGCAGAACUAGAGAAGCAGCUGCUGCAGCGGGAGAAGGAACUAGAGAGCAUCAAGGAGACAUACGAGAACACAAGCCACCAGGUGCACACCCUGCGGAGGCUCAUUAAAGAGAAGGAGGAGGCCUUUCAGCGUCGAUGUCAUUUGGAGCCAAAUGUCCGGGGCCUGGAGUCUGUGGACAGUGAGGCCCUGGCCAGAGUAGGCCCUGCAGAGCUGAGUGAGGGCAUGCCACCCUCCGACCUGGACCUUCUGGCUCCAGCCCCACCCCCUGAGGAGGUCCUGCCUCUUCCUCCACCACCAGCUCCGCCCUUGCCCCCUCCACCUCCCCCAUUACCAGACAAGUGUCCCCCAGCCCCACCUCUCCCUGGUGCUGCACCCUCUGUGGUGUUGACAGUGGGCCUGUCAGCCAUUCGAAUUAAGAAACCUAUCAAGACCAAGUUCCGGCUGCCUGUCUUCAACUGGACAGCACUGAAACCCAACCAGAUCAGUGGCACUGUCUUCAGCGAACUUGAUGAUGAGAAGAUCUUGGAGGACCUGGAUCUUGAUAAGUUUGAAGAAUUAUUCAAGACAAAAGCGCAGGGCCCUGCCCUUGACCUCAUCUGCUCCAAAAGCAAGACAGCGCAAAAAGCUGCCAGCAAGGUGACUCUGUUGGAAGCCAAUCGUGCCAAGAACCUGGCCAUCACCCUACGCAAGGCUGGCCGCUCGGCUGAGGAGAUCUGCAGGGCCAUUCAUACGUUUGACUUGCAGACACUACCUGUGGACUUCGUGGAGUGCCUGAUGCGCUUCCUGCCCACAGAGGCUGAGGUAAAGCUGCUGCGGCAAUAUGAGCGUGAGCGGCAGCCCCUGGAGGAGUUGGCAGCUGAGGACCGCUUCAUGCUGCUCUUCAGCAAGGUGGAACGGUUGACCCAGCGAAUGGCUGGCAUGGCCUUCCUGGGGAACUUCCAGGAUAACCUGCAGAUGCUCACACCGCAACUCAAUGCCAUCAUUGCGGCGUCCGCUUCCGUCAAGUCUUCACAGAAGCUGAAGCAGAUGUUGGAGAUCAUACUUGCACUGGGGAACUACAUGAACAGCAGCAAGCGGGGAGCUGUGUAUGGCUUCAAGCUCCAGAGCCUGGAUCUGCUGCUGGAUACCAAGUCCACUGACCGGAAGAUGACUCUGCUUCAUUUCAUCGCCUUGACAGUGAAGGAGAAAUACCCAGACCUGGCUAACUUCUGGCAUGAGCUGCACUUUGUUGAGAAGGCUGCAGCAGUGUCUCUGGAGAACGUGCUGCUGGACGUGAAGGAGCUGGGCCGGGGCAUGGAGCUGAUUCGGCGUGAGUGCAGCAUCCAUGACAACAGCGUCCUCCGGAACUUCCUCAGUACCAAUGAAGGCAAACUAGACAAGCUCCAGCGGGACGCCAAGACGGCUGAGGAGGCCUACAAUGCAGUUGUGCGCUACUUUGGCGAGAGUCCCAAGACUACACCUCCUUCUGUAUUCUUCCCAGUAUUUGUCCGAUUCAUUCGUUCUUACAAGGAAGCAGAACAAGAGAAUGAAGCCCGCAAGAAGCAGGAGGAGGUAAUGCGGGAGAAGCAGCUGGCUCAGGAAGCCAAGAAACUGGAUGCCAAGACCCCAUCCCAGCGGAACAAGUGGCAACAGCAGGAGUUAAUAGCAGAGUUGAGGCGGCGCCAGGCCAAGGAACACCGGCCUGUUUAUGAGGGGAAGGAUGGUACCAUCGAGGACAUCAUCACAGUGCUGAAGAGUGUCCCUUUCACGGCCCGUACUGCCAAGCGGGGCUCACGCUUCUUCUGUGAUGCAGCCCACCAUGAUGAGUCAAACUGUUAGCCCCCAAGGUUGGGGCCCAACAGGCCUCCACUGCCAGCCUAUGGUUGUUCGCCACCAAGCCAGGAGUGCUGCACCGCCCAGUGGUCCCCCUCGGGCUCCAGGCCCCCACUGAGACCCUCUCGGAGGCAGAAGCACUUCACCCCUCAGAGUCCUACAAGUCCAACCAGUGGACCUGGAAUUGGCCAAGGGCUCAGGAGAGGGCUGUGUUGCUCUCUCAACCAUGUCCGCCCCAGCUCUUGAGGCUGGAUCUUUCUACUUGUGCCACUAUAGGCACUAGGUCUGUAGGUCCCUGGUGCUUCCAGUACUGCACUUUGCCCCCAAGGUCUUUGACUUCAUUUCCUGAAGGGUCACCAAGGGUCAGCUCAGGGCUAGGAAAAACCAUUUCCAGCCUUAGCCUAAACAGGGCACAUAGAUCUCUCCCACUAGAGCCCAGAGGGAUGAGAGGAGAGAGCAACUGUUCUUUCUUUUUUUUCCCCUUCCUUUUUGCAGGCCCAUGGUCAGCUCUGGUCUAGAUGUAUCUAGGCUUAGGGAGCCCUGGGACCCUGCCAGUCUCAGUUCAUCUCUUACCAGGAGCAAGGCCCUCUGAAGCAUGGGCCGUGCCAGCUGUGCCCUAGUGAUAAGGGUAAGAGGAGAGAUGUCAGGCUCACUGCCCUUAUUUCUCUGCCCAUUUCAUUCUAGGCUCACACUGUCCUUGUCAAGGUGGGCAGAAGAGCAGAGGUCUUCUCUGCACCAACCACUCUCUGCAGAUGGCUGGAGAAAGGGUGUGCCAACUCACCUUCUUUCCUCAGCUACGGUUUUUUUUUGGCAGGGGACAAGGAGCAUGGUGGUCUUGGCUAUUUGCUUACCUUCCCAUUUCUCCUCUGCCCCUGGAAGGGAAUGUGGGGGCCCACUUUUUUGUACAUGUACCACCUCCCUUUCCUCUUACUGUACAUAAACCUCAGACUCUUCCCCCUCUCAACAAAGGCUUGAUGCACCA
Messenger RNA from Gorilla gorilla gorilla (western lowland gorilla), 4369 nucleotides. RefSeq names its product formin like 3 (gene FMNL3). The transcript is spliced from 27 exons. The record is from RefSeq and is a predicted model, not a curated record. Gene Ontology annotation, molecular function: small GTPase binding; actin filament binding. Lineage: Eukaryota; Metazoa; Chordata; Mammalia; Primates; Hominidae. Gene Ontology annotation, cellular component: cytosol. The coding region runs from base 307 to 3393 and encodes 1028 amino acids. Gene Ontology annotation, biological process: regulation of cell shape; cell migration; cortical actin cytoskeleton organization.